AUAGAGACUAAAAUAGUAUAAUACAUACUCCAAGUAUCGAAAUGCACGCAAUCGUGUCGGGAUUUAAUAUUUCGACAUUAAUUAUGUCAUCAUCAGGAAUCAUCAGGAAUAGAGACUAAAUUGAGCACUAAAAAAAAAUCAUAGCAAGGCUUGUCUUUACACACCUACCAUCGAUUAUUCAGUCUGAGGGAAAAUGGAAAACGACGAAGACAAAAAAUCGGCUGUGGUUCUCGACAACAAUGGUUUUAUAGGCGACGAUGGAACUCCCUCUCACUACCCUAUAAUAAUGGAAAACAGAAAUCUGAAACAAACUACAGAGGAGGAAGAGGAUCCAUGGGCAAACGACGAAUACAAGAAAUCGGCUUUGGAUGUCGACAACGUUGGUUUUAUAGGCGACGAUGGAACUCCCUCUCACCACCCUGUAACAAUGGAAAAUAGAAAUCUGAAACAAACUAAAGAGGAGGAAGAGGAUCCAUGGGUAGCUGCUCUACCAGAUACUGAUGAUCAACUGGAACCUUGGAGUGAGCUGAAUACUAAGGGGAAAUGUAUACGUGUUAUCAAGUUAUCAUGGCUGUACCUCUGUCUUCCUAUACUAUUUCUUGGUUUCCUCUAUAUGUUCAUAUGUUCACUGGAUUUUUUAAGUUCAGCCUUCAGAUUGCUAGGAGGUGAAGCAGCCGGAGAGUCAGGUAAAUAUGAACAUCUGUUUGCCAACUCAUCUCUUUCUGAUACAAAUGCCGGCAUCAUCAUGUUAUUUGCUUCCCUGUUUCUCCUGUGUUUCUGCUUGUUUGCGAUCAUCAAAAUUCUUCACACAAUUCUGAGGGGAAAGGUAGCUCGUUUGAUCAAAAAGUUUAUCAAUGCCGAUUUUCCCGGGAAGCUGUCGUUCCUGACUGGAUACUUCGCAAUUGUACUCGGCGCCUUGUUGACAUUCCUUGUCCAAAGUAGUUCCAUAUUUACUUCUGCCAUAACACCUCUUGUUGGUGUAGGAGUUAUCACUCUUGAGAGAAUGUACCCGUUGACCCUGGGAGCAAAUAUCGGUACCACUGCAACCGCUAUGAUAGCGUCACUGGCAGCUACAGGUAACAAGCUCAAACCUUCGAUCCAGGUUGCCUUAUGUCAUCUCUUCUUUAACAUUACUGGGAUCCUAAUUUUUUAUCCUAUUCCUUUUAUGCGUAAAAUACCCGUGUCCUUGGCCAAAAAACUAGGUAAUACAACAGCCAAAUAUCGUUGGUUCGCCCUUUUGUAUCUAUUAGUCAUGUUCUUUCUGUUACCAGCCUUCGUGUUUGGCCUUUCCUUGUGGAGUAUUUGGGCACUCGUCGGAUUUGGUAUUCCAAUCCUCCUCCUGUCUCUCUUUAUUACAAUAGUAAAUAUUUUACAAAACAAACGACCACAUUGGCUACCAGUUAAGCUCCAAGAUUGGGAAUUUCUUCCUACCUGGCUCCAUUCCUUGAAACCGCUAGACUCUAUUAUAACUAAGGUCAUGGAACUUUUAUGUAAACGUUGCACAUGUCGCCAAAUUGAAGAGAAGCAGGAAGAUGUAGUGAUGCUUAAGAUAUCUACUUUAUCAAACGAAAAUCAGAAUAACGAUAAAUAAACUUGUGCCAAUAAAAUAUGCAUAAUGCAAAUAAACAAAAUACAUAGGCCUAGAUUAUGGAAUAAGACUAAUAUACUAAUAAUAUAUAAUAUAAAAUAUUGAGAAAUUUAUUAGUUUUCCAGUUUCACAAUACAACAUUUUAUUCAGUUAACAUUUCCAUGCAUUUACUAUUUAUUAUCAUUUGUUUAUUAACGUACAAGUUUAAAUAAAAAACAGAACGUUAAAGAAGAGGAAUUUACGAGUGUGAAAGAAAGGUAAAUUGAGAUUCUGAGGGCGGGGAAGACGAUAAAUUUUGUCGGGGAACAAACAAAUUAAAAAAAAUAUUUACAUGUAAUAUUCGUUUAGCCACCAUAUUGUUUGUGUUCACUUUUCAUUACAACAACAACAAUAACAAUAACAAUAAUAAUAAUAAUAAUAAUAAUAAUAAUAAUAAUAAUAAUAAUAAUAAUAACAAUAAUUCAAUGAGACUAAUUAAAAAUAAUUUGCGUUCUGUUAUGGCAAAUGCUCAUUUAGAUAGCCUGAUGAUGGUUGGAAUAUACAUCGUGAAGUAACCUCGACCAUGACAGCGUGGUUGACAGAUUUCAUGCAAAAUUUCAAAAAUAUAGUAUUUCACUUUCAAGAAUGAGGAUUUUAAAAUAAAUUGGAUGGUUACAUUGCAUA
Messenger RNA from Anneissia japonica, 2251 nucleotides. RefSeq names its product sodium-dependent phosphate transport protein 2B-like. Bases 194 to 1591 code for a protein of 465 amino acids. The transcript has 5 exons. NCBI's taxonomy places the organism in Eukaryota, Metazoa, Echinodermata, Crinoidea, Comatulida, Comatulidae. Gene Ontology annotation, cellular component: apical plasma membrane; vesicle; brush border. The record is from RefSeq and is a predicted model, not a curated record. Gene Ontology annotation, biological process: sodium-dependent phosphate transport. Gene Ontology annotation, molecular function: sodium:phosphate symporter activity.